Fimicolochytrium jonesii is the source of this 1335-nucleotide messenger RNA. RefSeq names its product GPI transamidase subunit PIG-U. The transcript has 7 exons. The coding region runs from base 1 to 1335 and encodes 444 amino acids. Gene Ontology annotation, biological process: protein localization to cell surface; attachment of GPI anchor to protein. NCBI's taxonomy places the organism in Eukaryota, Fungi, Chytridiomycota, Chytridiomycetes, Spizellomycetales, Powellomycetaceae. Gene Ontology annotation, cellular component: GPI-anchor transamidase complex; membrane. The record is from RefSeq and is a predicted model, not a curated record.
AUGCCCGCCGAAUCACCAGCAACACCUACCCGACCCCCGGUGCCCUCCCUGGCCGUCUCCCCCACCAGCCCCGUCUAUGACAGCGCCGCUCAAGACCCCUCGCAGGACCCCGUUGUACAUAUCCCGCUAUGGGUUGGCGUCCUCGUCCGGAUCGUACUGUUCUUUUAUGUCGGCGCAAGCGGGUUUUUUCAGGAGAGGGUGGAGACUACUACGCCUGUGAAUGGGUGGAAGCGAUUCAAGGAAGGACUGUAUCUUUACCAACAUGGCAUCCCCCCGUACGAAGGCGGCGUCUUCCAUCAGGCCCCGCUCCUCCUCCCCGUGUUCACCUACCUCCCGCCCAUCCUCGUCCCCAUACUCUUCAUAUCCCUCGACUACGCGAUCGCCCGCUGCCUCGUGGCCAUCGCGGCACAUAAGCGCAAUCUGCACAGCAGUGACCCCACCAAACCCGUCGACGUGCUCAUAAACCCCACCGACGUCGGAUCCAUGUACCUCCUUAACCCGCUCAGCGUGAUCACAUGCCUGUCGCAGUCGACACUGUUAUUCAUGUUCUUGGCGAUUGUGGUCGCGCUGCGGCAGGCGAUUGAAGGGAACAGGAAGACGGCGGUGGCGGGCGUGGCCGUCGCCGCGUAUUUGGGGCUGUAUCCGGUCAUGAUGGUUGUGCCCGUGACGUUGCUUUUGGUGGGGGCCAAGACGAAGGCGGUACUGUAUGCUGUGUUUGGACAUGCAUUACCCCUCCUCGUCCUCUACACCAGCGCCCUACUAGGCCUGUCGUACCUGCUCGUCGGCACGUGGGACUUUCUCAACGCUACUUACGGGGUCAUUCUCUUCGUCCCAGACCUAACACCCAACAUCGGCCUCUUCUGGUACUUCUUCACCGAGAUGUUUGACUCGUUCCGCACAUUCUUCCUGUGCGUGUUUCAGAUCAUGGCGUUUGCGUUCGUUAUCCCCAUUGGGCUUGUUCUCAGGGACCACCCCCUCUUCAUCGCAUACGUGUACACCGGCAUCAUGGCCGUUUUCAAAUCGUACCCGACUGUAGGCGACACGGCCCUCUUCCUCGCCUUCUUUAGCAUGCAUCGGGAGGUUCAUAAAUACAUGCGCCACCUCUACAUAACAGCAACAGCCCUCUUCAUCGCCCUCCUGCUCGGCCCUUUAUUCCACCACCUGUGGAUCUACGCCGGCAGCGGCAACGCCAACUUUUUCUAUGCGAUCACGUUGGUGUUUAAUCUCGCCGUUGUGGUGUGUUUAACGGACUCGGUGGGGGCGCUUGGGAUAAGGGAGUGGGAGAGGACACACGGGGAGGGGAGGCGGGGGAGGUGGGUGCUUGUUCAUAAAUAG